Messenger RNA from Betta splendens (Siamese fighting fish), 2879 nucleotides. It is a transcript of the gene lzic, whose product is annotated as leucine zipper and CTNNBIP1 domain containing. The transcript is spliced from 8 exons. NCBI's taxonomy places the organism in Eukaryota, Metazoa, Chordata, Actinopteri, Anabantiformes, Osphronemidae. Gene Ontology annotation, molecular function: beta-catenin binding. The record is from RefSeq and is a predicted model, not a curated record. The coding region runs from base 265 to 834 and encodes 189 amino acids.
ACCUGAGACACAAAUAAGAAGAGAGAUUUGAAACUGACAGAACAACUUUAUGUCAACAAAAUGCAAAUUAGGAAUUGUUUUGCUGUUUAUUUUAGCAGGAUAAAUAAAGAAAGCACCCCAUAGCCCUACAAGGACAAAGGUUCAGAGGAUGAGCGAGGGGAUUACAAGAACGGGAACAGUCAGAAGACACAUCUGACCUGCGACGCGUCGCCUGCUUCCGGUCACGGUCAGGACGAAGAAGGUUGAAGUAUCAUUUAACUAAGAAUGGCGUCUCGCGGCAAAUCGGAAACUGGAAAGUUGAAGAAAAAUAUGGAAGAACAGUUGGACAGACUGAUGCAACAGCUUCAGGACCUGGAGGAAUGCAGGGAAGAACUGGACGAGGAAGAGUAUGAGGAGACGAAAAAGGAAACCCUGGAACAGUUGAGUGAAUUCAAUGACUCCUUGAAGAAGAUCAUGACAGGAGACAUGACACUUGUGGAUGAACUUGGUGGAAUGCAACUGGCAAUCCAGGCUGCUAUCAGCCAGGCAUUCAAAACCCCAGAGGUGAUCCGGCUUUUUGCGAAGAAGCAGCCGGGGCAGCUGAGAACCAGACUAGCAGAGAUGGACCGCGACGUCAUGGUGGGGAAACUGUCACGAGAUGUGUACACGCAGCAGAAACUGGAAAUCCUCACGGCUCUGAGAAAACUGGGAGAGAAGCUCACUGCAGAGGAUGAGAUUUUUCUGACUGAAAAUGCAACAGCUACACUCAGCCAGUUUGAAAAAGUGACAGCAAACCUUGGGUCAGAAGACAAAAUCAUGGCCUUGGCUAGUUCUGGUGUUAAAACCAAAGUGUAGUAAUUGAACAGACCUUUAUUUUAACUCAGUGUCUUUAAGGUUCUAGGGUGCCCUCUGAUCAUUACUGUUGUAAAUAAUCAGUGCACUUCUCUGUUGCUGUAGAUAACACUUUUAACAGUAUUGUUUUAUACCUCUUGACUUUUGUAAAUGUCUUUUAUCGUCCUGAUAAGUGUGCAAUUGUAUUCUAGCAAGUGUCUGUUUAAUUCAAUGACGUUAAUGAAUGUAAAGGCACUUCAUAAGACGUUUCCUGCUGUCAUUCCUGCUGUUGGUCUGUUUUGAUCUCAAGUUCUACAUAUCAUCCAGAUGUAAUUCUACUUUAAAUAGAAUGUGCAGUGAUUUGGACAAAAUGACCGCAGGAAACCCUAAAGUAACGCAAUGACACAAAUGCAUUUGAAAGCUACUUUUUCACAUUAAAUGUUGGUGCUAUCUAAAUAUCAGGAUGAAAACAGGUAUGGUUAUGUUUCUCAACAGUUUGACUGCAACAUUAGAUUUAGAUUUGUUAAAAACUGUCUCAUGAGACUGAGUUUGAUGAAUAGUCAGUGUGAUCAUAUGAGGAACAUCAGGUCAGUUGACAGAACCACAUGACAUGUGUUGUCAUUCAAACUGAAGAUGACUGCAUGGAAAAAACCCUGGAAUUCCUCCAGGCACUGAGAUGCAGGACGACACAAAUUAUUGCAUAUGAGAAUACACAGAAUGUAGGUUCAGUGUUUUUGUGUAUUGUCAGCUGUUUCGAUCGUUUUGUCUGCCCUCUGUAAGAACUGCUGCAAUAAUUAAUUGCAAUAUUGAAUUUUAAUUCAUCUUCAAAUUAAAUGGUUCAAAUGAUUUACAUCCUCGUGACACAUUUACAGCAUCAGUUUCAUUGAUGCAAAUUUAAUAAUAAUAAAUUUCUAUAUUAAAAUCAAGAAAUAGAAAAAAACAUUUUUUUCUACCAGUUGUUUUUACCUCUUGAAGGCUUCAGUUAUUAUGAUUUCCACCACCAGAGGACACCAACAUUCAAGACAGGGUGAUUCCCACCAACCUAGUGGUUGAGCAGUGAGCAGUAAGUGAAACCAAACAGACGCCUCUUCUUACCGUCCUUUAUUUUGUUUACGAGCAAGCAUCAACUUCACUACAAUUUGCCUUUCAAUUGGUAGAAAAGUGAGAGCAGCUCCAACAAGCACAAAGGAAGCAUUCAACUAGUCUGAAAACAUUGUGACCUUCCAUUUUGAGCAAAUUUUAAAAAGAAAACAAAAAUAUAUAUAUUUAUAUAUAUCUGGAGUGUUGUGGCCUUGUGAAACAGACAAUCUGAGAAUCAGUAGUGUGUCACGUCUUCCUUCCACACUUCAGUCUCACAAACCCCACAUGGAACGUACAUAAAUCUGUGGUUCAUGCGAAGUAAAUUCCCCUUAUAGCUUAGUGUUAUUACAGUAUGGCUGCAUUUCAUUUUGUUAGGCAGUGACAUUCAUUUCAACCAAUGGACACUUAACUCAGGAGCCGCACACAACGUACAGAACCCAGGAAACUGGAGACGCCGUCGUCGCUGAGGAGACGCGACUCCAGAGUCGGCGCGUGCGCACGGCGGUGGCCCACGCUAUUGUACUUGAAGCUGCAGAUGAAACGUGGACAGUGAGAGUCUGACAGAAUGAAACCGUGAGAAUUUUCGAGCCGACAGCCUUAUACACUUGUGAAUUUCAUGCUGCCCUCAAGAUCAUUUCUCAACAACUCCGGCAACAGGACACUGUUCAAAAUUACCCUCCACUAUACACACACACACACACAGGUCAGUCAACGGUAUAUCCAGCUAUGCUGCCAAAGCAAUUCAUUAUGUACUGUACAUAUUCUUAAAGGUGGAGUCUGUCAAUAUGAUUUAGUACAAUAUCUAUAGAAGAUACAAUAUGAAUCUACUUCCUCUACACAUCAACAUGGACACAUGACAUCUAUGUAAAACAUUUUGUCACUUUUAAUAAAACUAGUGGUGGACUAUAGUUACAACAAACUGAAAGAACAAGCAAUCCCCAGCUCGGUAACAAAACUAGCAUGAAACAAACAAACAAAAAAAAAGAAAA